Messenger RNA from Heterocephalus glaber (naked mole-rat), 5300 nucleotides. It is a transcript of the gene B3galt1, whose product is annotated as beta-1,3-galactosyltransferase 1. Gene Ontology annotation, biological process: protein O-linked glycosylation. Gene Ontology annotation, molecular function: N-acetyl-beta-D-glucosaminide beta-(1,3)-galactosyltransferase activity. The record is from RefSeq and is a predicted model, not a curated record. Lineage: Eukaryota; Metazoa; Chordata; Mammalia; Rodentia; Bathyergidae. Gene Ontology annotation, cellular component: Golgi membrane.
CUGGUGCCGCUGAGCGGGCUCGCGCCGCUGUCCACCCGCCGCGCCGCUGCCCCGCAGGAGGCCGCCGGGGAGGGGCGGGCGAGAGCGCGGGGCACCGGGAGGCGGGGGCGGCGGAGAAGUGAUGCUGGCGCCGGGGAGCUGGGCAGCGGCAGGCGAGCAGCAGCAUCUUCGGGACCCCGGCUGCAGCGUCCCCGUGGCCCUCGGGCCAGCGGAGCAGCUGGAGACCACGCGCCUAGCGGAUCUACUGGAGGCACUUCAAAAAUUACUCAAUCAAAGGGUGGAGGGAUUCAGUGCUUUACCCUGAUAGGACUGCAGAAGUUUUCAUCAUAAGAGUUAAGAGGAAGAUUUAUGAGGCCUGGAGCCUUCCAUCAGGUGUGGAAGAAAGUAAAGUGAAUGCAGCAACGCCAGGCUGGCACUGAGGCCCACAGACAAUCCCCCGCUCACUCUGCAGAACAUUGAGAUUUAUUAGUAAUAUGCUGCUCUCGCAAAAUGAAAAGAAAGUAGUGCCAAGAAGGCAUAUUCUUCAAUAUUUGGAGUAGGAGUUGCCCUCAAGACAAUGGCUUCAAAGGUCUCCUGCUUAUAUGUGUUGACUGUUGUGUGCUGGGCCAGUGCUCUCUGGUAUCUGAGUAUAACUCGUCCCACUUCAUCCUACACUGGCUCUAAGCCAUUCAGCCACCUAACAGUUGCAAGGAAAAACUUCACCUUUGGCAACAUAAGAACUCGACCUAUAAACCCACAUUCUUUUGAAUUUCUUAUAAAUGAGCCCAACAAAUGUGAGAAAAACAUUCCUUUCCUUGUUAUCCUCAUCAGCACCACCCACAAGGAAUUUGAUGCCCGCCAGGCUAUCCGGGAGACAUGGGGGGAUGAGAACAACUUUGAAGGGAUCAAGAUAGCCACUCUCUUCCUCCUGGGCAAGAACGCAGAUCCUGUUCUGAAUCAGAUGGUUGAGCAAGAGAGCCAGAUCUUCCACGACAUCAUUGUGGAGGACUUCAUCGACUCCUACCACAACCUCACCCUCAAAACAUUAAUGGGGAUGAGAUGGGUGGCCACUUUUUGUUCAAAAGCCAAGUAUGUCAUGAAAACGGACAGUGACAUUUUUGUAAACAUGGACAACCUUAUUUAUAAACUCCUGAAACCCUCCACCAAGCCAAGAAGGAGGUAUUUUACUGGCUAUGUCAUCAAUGGGGGGCCUAUCCGGGAUGUUCGCAGUAAGUGGUACAUGCCCAGGGAUUUGUACCCUGACAGCAACUACCCACCUUUCUGUUCAGGCACUGGCUAUAUCUUCUCAGCCGAUGUGGCUGAACUCAUUUAUAAGACCUCACUCCACACAAGGCUGCUUCACCUUGAAGAUGUAUACGUAGGACUCUGUCUUCGAAAGCUAGGCAUACAUCCUUUUCAGAACAGUGGCUUCAAUCACUGGAAAAUGGCCUAUAGUUUGUGUAGGUAUCGCCGUGUUAUCACUGUGCACCAGAUCUCUCCAGAAGAGAUGCACAGAAUCUGGAAUGACAUGUCAAGCAAGAAACAUCUCAGAUGCUAGAAUUUUUACCAGUGUAAAUAUGUUUCUUUUCUUUUUUAAGAAAUAGAGCCUAAGGUGGUAUUUUACAGGUGUCACCGGGGGAAAUGAACUGAUGAAGGGGUUUUGUAAAGAUUUUACUUUCUGCUCCUAGUUCCUUUCUUGGAUUACCAAUUUACAAAAGCCAGGCUCUGGUCAUACAAACAACAGUGAAUUAGAAGGGCCAGAUUUCAUUCUCAGCUCCUAAGACAUUGUCAUGUAUCUCGCAAAGGGACUUCCAAACAGCUCCUAGGAUUUGUGCACUGUGCAUCUAAGAUAAAAAUCUAGUUCUGGGAAACUGAAACUCACAGUAAUGUCUUCAUAUCAUCUCUGCAAAAAAUAAAUAAAUAAGUAAACAACUUUUUCAAAAACAAUUCAGAAAUGAUGCACAGCCAGAAAGACACACUGGAUGUGAUGAUCAAUACUGUAUGUGUUAUUGCUACAUUGAAUUUUUACAUAUAUUGCCAUGUAAUGUGUACAGUAUUUGUAAUUCCAAUGAGAAGGAAACAGUACUAGCAGGGGUGCUGCAGAGAAUAGAUGGGAAUUUAAACUUGAGAAUCAAAUAUUCUGUAUGUUUGAAAGAUAACUCUGCUUGCUCAUCCAAGGAUUAAACCUGGUCAGUAGGUGAAAUGUACAUAAAAUACUAAAAUAAAGUAAUUUUUUUUUACUCUUUCAAAACAAACAUUACAUUACAUGGUGCCUCCAAGGAGAUUUUGCCAAAUGUAGUAAUCUCACUUGCUUCCCUCCAUAUAACACCAAGUGAAUUUCACAGUUUCUGGAUCAGGCAGGCACCUGUCUCCAUAAGUAAACAAGUUGGCAGGAGGCCAGAGAACACUAAAUCAUAUUAAGAGAAUAUAAAGUUAUAUAUAUAUUAUAACUAACAUAAGUUUAGCAAUAGUAUAAUAUGCCCCUCCCACACAUUUGCAAAGCAUGUGAGAAAAUCAUUCUGGGGUAUCAGUAUUUCUGAAAAACUUUGGUCCUCCUGUUGAUAGAUGGAAUAUUGUUUAACAUCUGAAACACCCAAGCACCUUUAGAAAUAUAGCUAUAUGAGGGCUUCUGGGUGGCCUGUGACUAAAGUUCCUGGGAAGGAAGGAUGAGGAAGACUGGAUUCAGAUCCUAUUAAUGCUACCAAACUUAUUGGACCACGUGAGCAGGCCACUCAAAUCUUCUGUAUUUCAAUAUGCUCACUUAUAAAAUGGCUGUAAAAAAAACCUACCUCACAGGUGCUGUGAGAGCAAAUCACAUUUGCUAAGUAUUUUGAGAUCCUUAGUAUAUAAGGUGCUACAUAAUGCCAUGCAUCAUGCAUUAUGUUAAAUGCUAAAAUGAUUAUGAUAAUUAUAAUGAUGGUCAUGAGUAGUAAUAAAAAUUAUCUUAACAUAAAAUAUACCAAAAUAAAGAUCAGCUAUGAGCUAUCAGUAUACAUAAUUCUGCCAAGAUGUUGAUAUUUCCUUGGGUAUAAGUUAGUUGUUUGGGGAACUUCCAUUUCUCUGCCAUUUUUUCUGCGUUCAAUGAGUAAAUUAUUACUUCUGUGUGUUGCCUUGAUAUCCCAAGGUGCUGAAAGAAAGCCAGCUGCCUUCCUUUGGGGAAGAGCUUUGUAAAAAUGCAUGAAGACAACUUAUAUCUCAGGAAACAUUUGACCUGAGUUCUCUUUAAGAACUUUUAGGACAGGUAGAGAGAGUCCAUCUCUAUUAGAAGAAGUCUAGGCACUCAGCAAAUCUGCACAUUACACACCCACCAUUCUUUAGAAAACAUUGUUCCCAUUCAAUGAAAUCCCCACAGCUGAAAAAGUACACCUAGUUUUUUAUUAUUUUUUAACCUAAUCUUUGGAAGCUCCCACAGAAGUUGAUAUCAAACAGGUAGACAUUAAAUGGAUGUCAUGGCCUAUUUCUUGAAAAGACUGGAAAUCUCAUCCCUAGUCCAAAGUACCCAAUAUGAGACAGGAGUUCCUGUCCCUUAAUGGAUCUUCCUUCAUCUUAUGGUCAGCGGGACUGAUGAUUUUGAUGACAGAACACUGUUAGGUAGCCUGGGGAGAGAUGGCACAGAACAAGGUGAGCCACAUCCCGAUCCCUACCUUGUAACCUCAACUGCUGUGAGUUCCAAUCGCUGGGAAAGUCUCAUGACUUCAUAGUUGGUUUGCCUCCCCACUGGGCAGCGGAAUCAAGUCUCUGUCUCAUACUACUGCCUUGCAUCUACCCUAUGCUCAGUCAAGUCACCUUUAGUGUCAAGUAACUGCACAUUGUAAACAUCGCAUAUGUACAUCUGAAUUGUUUUAUAUGUGUUGAUAUAGAGUCUGAAUAGACCCCUAAUCUUGAAAAGGAGCAAAAAUCAGAAAAUCAUGUCUUAAAGAACUCUUUCCUAACUUUUUUUGCUAGAUAAUGCCCAUGUGACAAAUAUGUAAAUAUUCAUCAAAGACCACAUGUAUAUAUUUUAAAGUUCUUUUUUCUUCUCCCCAGUUGUAUGUACAGCUAGAAUUUGCUUGCUAUGUAAUAUUUUCUUCUGCAUGAAACUUGGUAAGGCAAGGCCAUUUGUCCAAUAUUUCAAUACCCUUAAGCAUGUUUACCCUUUGCUUUGUGAAUGUUCAAAAAGUGUUUAAAUGAUCAAGGAAAAGUUUUAACUUUCUACUUUUGUUAAUUUUACAACACGAAACUGACCAAAUUAUUUCUGCAAUAUUUGUUAAGUCAUUAUUAUCAUUUUUGACAUAAAAUAGUGUCUCAUUAUAAAAGGCAGUAUUCUGGGGCUGGGAAGGUAGCCCAGUGGUAGAGUAGCUUGUCUAGCACGUGCAAGGCCCUGGGAUCCAUUCCCAGCAGUGCAGAAAAAUUAAAAUUAAAAUGAUGGUGUUCUACCAGGAGUCAUUCGGAUGAUUUUUACAGGAACUCCAUAACUUCUCCCCUAUGUUCAUAAUGCACUGGAAAACAAUGCCUAUCAAUAGUGUUUAUAUUCUUAAUGUUUCUUUUAAAAUUCAUUUUGGCUAAAAACAUUUUAUCUUUUGUAGCUAGUUUGUGUGGCUUUGUGUCUUCUUAUAUUGGAGCAGUUUCAAUACACCAUAGUAUACUUUUAAAUAACCAGAAUCAAAAUGAAGAUGAUUUUUAAUUUGAACUAAAUUCAGAAGAACAAACCACUUAGGUGAUACGGGGGAAACAAACUCUUUACAGAGAAACCAAGGAAGGAGUUUUUCAAUCAAAUUUCUUCUACCGAAAGACAGUGAAUAUUUAUGUACAGUGUCUGGGAUUCAUUUUCUACCUUUCCUAAUAUGUGGGUUCAUUGGGGGAAUUGAUUAUGUCAUUUCUUCUGUAAAGCUGAAGAUGGUUUUUAUAAGCAACAAAGUGACUUGUGAAUGAAAGAUGUAAUUUACUAGAAACACUUGUUGAUCAUUGACAUUUAGGUAUAUCAUUAUAUAUGAAUGAUUGUAUUUAUGUAUUUAUUUGUUCAAAAUUGUACAUACCGUUUCACCACAAGUAAUUGUCUGUAAAAGUGCACCCUCUGGGGUUUGUAGUACUACUUAGGGUUACUUGGGUUGCCAAUCAAGCUGCUAAUCAGAAUACUAUUUUUUUGUAUCAAUGUUUAAAACUAAAAAUGAUAAAUAGAUGCUGACGAUGUCUUCACAUUCAGUUUCUUCACUUUCCUCUUGAAAUGUAAACUGUUGAUUGAAAGCACGAUGCAAAUGUACAGGCCCAUCUGUCAUGAGGAAGAUUACGGUUCCAUAAAGCUGAUUUUUUAAACCAUUGGGACAAAUAAACAGAAGAACAUA